AUGGAGGUAAAGGGUAUAGUCAAUAGAUUUCUAUCGUUACCAAUUUUUCAAGUGAUGAGCAGAUUCACAUACAGCAUGUUUCUAAAUCAUGUGACACUUUUGCUUUACAUGGGCAUAAAUGUGGAAGAACCUAUAGAAUUUAGCAUAUUUUAUGUUUUGUUCACCUUUUGGGGCGUGAUAGCUUUCAGCUUUGGAAUAUCCAUAAUAAUGGUAUUAGCUUUUGAAUCUCCAGUAGUGGCUUUAGAAAAAUAUAUAUUGCCUGCUAUGAGUCAUAGACCCAAAACAAACAAUAAGGAUUAUAAUGAUGUUACCUUAAAACAGGAAGUCAACAGCAAAGUAGUACAAUUUGAACAGGCCUAA
Molecule: messenger RNA, 360 nt
Organism: Ceutorhynchus assimilis (cabbage seed weevil)
Lineage: Eukaryota; Metazoa; Arthropoda; Insecta; Coleoptera; Curculionidae
Source: the annotation of a GenBank genome assembly